UUUUUGAUCACACAGACACACAGUACUGACCAAGAGGAACGUGGGCCACGAGAUCUCGAACACACCAACACGUGUAGUAUUUUUACUACUGUACUUGGAAAUAUUUAGAGACAAAUAGAAGUGGAGAUUCUUCUGUUUUUGAACAUGGCUCGCUGGAUGAUAUUGUGUCUUUUCUCUGUUAUCAUUUUGGUUAUCGUGCGUGCAUCCUUGGUAUCUGCUGACGGUCAGUGUAUAAAGGGAAAGUAUCACAAACCUAAGCCCUCUCCAGCAAACAAGCCAUUCAAAGCUUGUUACCAGUACCGCACCACUAAUUCUUGUUGCAAGUCUGAGUUCACUGUUGAGUUGGCGGCUACAAGGACAGAGAAGCUUUACAAUCACACGUGGGACAUAUGUAAACCUCUCAGUGCUAAGUGUCUGGAAUUCUGGAUGCAUCAGGAAUGUUUUUAUCAGUGUUCUCCUUACUUGUAUAAAUGGGCGCAUCCAAAAGUACAAGAUGGAGUUCAUGGUAAGAAUAUAAACUGUGAUUCUCGUGUGCAAUAUUUUACAAAAUUAGAUAUUCCAACUGUUCCAUCAGUCCAUCUUAUCCAUAUAUACAUCUAUACAUGCAUCCAUCGACCCAUCCAUAUUAUACACUUAUUUCAAUAA
Molecule: messenger RNA, 645 nt
Organism: Actinia tenebrosa (Australian red waratah sea anemone)
Lineage: Eukaryota; Metazoa; Cnidaria; Anthozoa; Actiniaria; Actiniidae
Product: riboflavin-binding protein
Cellular component (GO): external side of plasma membrane
Molecular function (GO): signaling receptor activity
Source: RefSeq, a predicted model, not a curated record